AUGUCUACCGCCGUUAAUAGCGUUCACUCCAAGCUCGUGUCGCUAAUAAGCCGUGGUCAAGAGCUGACCAGCAUUUUCUUCUAUGCUCCUGCGAAAGAAAAAUGCCACCUCGAAGAUACAAUUUCAUCAGCCACUUGGGGAUUGCCCUUGGUGAUUUGGCGAACGGAUAGAACUGUGAUACUGAAUGGAUUCAUCGGUGAGGGACUCUUGGUGCUGGCCUGUCUUCCGGGAUUUCAUUGGAGAGCUCUGCUAGGCAGCCUAUCAAGUAGUUUAAAAUACCUUAGACAGGCGAGGAUACUCAUUGAACUAAUGGAGGACAGAGAUGAAUUUCUAGUCAGUGAAGUGUUGCAGUUUUGCCUCAGUCAGGAUAUGAUUAAUGUGAAUGCUAUUUUUGACGAUUUUCCGGAAACUGAAAAUCUUUCCAGCUUUGAGGCUUAUCCAAGUUUCGAAGUAGUAAACCAAACAUUCACACCUGACACACAAGUAUCUGACUUGUACCCGAAUAAGAUGUUGAAUCUUCGUGGAGGCGUAAUUCGAACAAUGCCAGACUACUCGGAGCCAAAUACCAUUCUUUACCAAGACAAGGAGGGCAAUAAGCAGAUCCUUGGAUAUUUGUGGGACUUAUUGGAGGCCUAUGCUCACAAACACAAUGCCCAACUGCAGGUGGUCAAUAAGUAUGCGGAUGAUAGGCCUCUCAAUUUCAUCGAACUCCUAGACGCAGCCCAAAGCGGAAUUAUAGACGUGGGUGCCAGCAUACAGCCAAUGUCAAUGGGUUCCCUAAGUCGCAUGCACGAGAUGUCCUAUCCGGUUAAUCAGGCCAGUUGGUGCACCAUGUUGCCGGUGGAAAGGCAGCUCCAUGUGUCCGAGUUGCUUACGCGGGUGAUGCCAUAUCCCACACUUAUCCUACUACUACUCGUCUGGAUUUUCUACGAGGUGCUUCGUGGACGCUGGCGUCGUCAUCCCAGGCUCCAAAGUAGUGGCUGGCUGGUGCUGGCCACUUUGGUCAGCUCAAACUAUGUAGGAAGACUACUCAAUCUAUUUGCAGACCCACCAUCUCUGCCACCAGUCAACAGUCUAUCAGCUUUGAUGGAAUCGCCUGUGCGCAUCAUCUCUAUAAGAUCUGAAUACUCGUCCAUUGAAUUUACGCAGCGCACCAAAUACUCGGCUGCAUUCCAUCUGGCAUUGCAGGCAUCGAUACUAAUAGGAUUGCGAAAUGCCUUUAAUACAUCCUACGGCUAUACUAUAACCAGCGAAAAGUGGAAGAUUUAUGAGGAGCAGCAGAAGCGCAGCUCGAAGCCAGUGUUUCGGUAUUCCAAGGACCUGUGCUUCUAUGAGAUGAUACCAUUUGGACUGGUCAUUCCGGAGAACUCGCCCCAUAGAGCUCCAUUGCAUAGUUACACCCUGCUUCUCAGAGAGGCUGGUCUGCAUGAUUUCUGGGUGAACAGGGGCUUUUCGUAUAUGGUUAAGGCGGGUAAGAUCAACUUUACAAACGUCGUGGAACGGUAUCAGACAAAAACUCUCACUAUUACGGAUCUGAGAAAUGUCUUUAUUAUUUACGUUUCCGUAUUGCUAAUUAGCCUAGUUCUGUUUACCUGUGAGCUUUUUGUCAGCUGGGUAAACUACUGGCUGGGCUUUUAA
Molecule: messenger RNA, 1638 nt
Organism: Drosophila sechellia
Lineage: Eukaryota; Metazoa; Arthropoda; Insecta; Diptera; Drosophilidae
Gene: Ir94g
Product: Ionotropic receptor 94g
Exons: 1
Coding region: 1-1638 (545 amino acids)
Source: RefSeq, a predicted model, not a curated record